This is a messenger RNA of Cladocopium goreaui, 2376 nucleotides long. NCBI's taxonomy places the organism in Eukaryota, Dinophyceae, Suessiales, Symbiodiniaceae. The record is from the annotation of a GenBank genome assembly.
AUGCCCCGGCCAACCCGGUCACCGGCAAGCCCACUGGCCUUGUCGGCCAAAGCUGCUCGAUUGCUUUUGCUCCUUGGAGCACCAGUGGUAUUUCUUCAUUGCACCGACUACGUGGUAGAGAAUACACCAGCCAGCAAGGCAACCAGAGAUUUGCACAAUGUGGAUCUCUUUUCAGGAAAAGGUGCUAUUAAUUCUGCAUUUGUUGACCAGAAGAUGAAGUCGAAACCGUUUGAUGUGGAGACAUCUGGGACGUCAGGAGAUAUCUUGGAAGUGGAAGGAUUUUUAGCCAGUAUCCAAAGUAUCCUUCGAUUGCGCGAGGGCGGCCUGGCUACGGCCGGGCCGCCAUGUGGCUCCUUUAUCUAUUUGAAUCUGGGUACAUCCCUACGAUCAAAAACGAGGCCGUUCGGGGGGCCCUGGGCCUAUGUAAAAAGGGCCAAUCGGAUCACAUGCCGAUUGUGCCUUCUUCUUCUGCUGGCCUUCGUGCGAUGCGCGGUUCACAUGGGCAGCUAUGGACAUGCCAAUUUGAAGCCAACUGUGGUUUUUGGAAAUGCAACUUGGUCCUACCGGCUUCAUAUCAAGAUCACAAAGAAGGUUAGAAAGCGUAUCGAAAAGAACAAAGCGAAGAAGGCUACAGUCCGGAGAUACGUUGAUCAACAAGGGAACCGUAGAGUGUCUGGCAAUCCCCUUCAGCUACGAGCAUCUCAAGUGUAUCCGAAAGGGUAUGGAAAAGCUAUUGCAUCAAUCCAUGCAUCCUGGGUGGAAAACCGGCAGAACGUGAAGAACAUCCGAGAUGCACUCUAUCCUCAGGCUGGUGGCUUGGUGGACAAGAUGAUGGAGUCUGUCCCAAAGGCCCCAUAUCAGUGGCGGCACGCCUCCCUAUCUGGUGUGGCUGAUUUCUUGAGGGCUGAGAGGGACGCUGGCCGGAGUUUGAAGACAAAAGCGAGAUCCCCCCCGGAAGCAGAUUCAGAAGCCUCGACAGUGCCAGCGACAGAGAAGGAACUUGAGGAGGCUAAACAAAAACGAAAGGAGGUUGGUGUUGAGUUGGUUACCCCCCCGUCCAAGUUGAUGAAGGUGAAGAAAAGUGAAAGUGCUGAGACUUUUUCAGAGCCAAAGCUCAGCCGGGCAAUUCAAAGCAAGUCUGUUCUAGAAGCCAAACCAGGUGAUGAGAGAAAGGUGUCAGCUACUGCAGUCAAAGCCAAGGCAGCCCCAAAACAGCCUUUGACAAUCCCAAAGCCUGAGCAGAGUCAGCAAGAUGCCAAGAGAGCCCAGGCGGUGCAUGACUGUUUGAGGCGACCCUCAACUGGGGACAUGGCUGCAAAUCCGGACAAAGAGGAUGGCCCAUGCGCGGUACAUGAGGUUCUCACGCUCACUGCAGACAUUCCGGGACUCCGGAAUGCUGCAAGUUCUUCUAGAGCAGUGGACGAGCUGCGCUGGGGUUUGGACGGAGAGACUCGUCAGUAUCUCAUUUGGGAUCGUGAAGGUGAGGAAACAACGGUGGACCAUGUGACCACAACACUCUUUCAGGCUGCUGAAAAGGAUGAGGACGAGAAGACCAGGGGCAGGUCAAGGGUGAGAAGCCGCAAAGGGAGGAAGCAUGACAAGAAACAUGGCAAGGGAAAGAAAUCAAAAGGUAAGAAGAAGAAGCGUUCCACAUCGUCGACCAGCUCGGAUUCAAGUGAUGCCAGCAGUUCGGACAAGCCAAGCAGUGAAUCAGAAGAGAAAGAGGCCAAAGGGAAGAAAGCAUCAAAGAAGAAAACCAUGAAGAAAGGCAAAGGUAACAAAAGAGGAAAGAGUUCAAAGUCAAGUGACAGCACUGGCCAGGCAGGGAAGAAGAAGAGAAAGGAAGAAACAGAAGAGCAGAAGCUGAAGCGUGAACACAAGGAACAGGAGGCUCAGCAAAAAAAAGAGCUGAAGGAACAGGAGAAGGAAAGAGAGAAGGAAAAGAAAGCGAUUGAGAAGACCAAAAAUGAUGCUUUCAAAAAGGAUCUGCGGAAAGGAAACCAGGCGAUGACAAAGCUCAGCGCAAGUAUCUCCAAGGGGACAUCGCUUGAGGACAGUGACAAACUUCGCCAUAUGAGUGGCUCGGUUGUGACGGCGAUCCUUGCCGAAGUCAAGCCCCACAUUGCCACAAUGAAGGGUGCCCGUUCCCAGUUGCAGAAGUCCAUCGAUGCAGCAAAGGUGGGAUUGGGUCUGGGAUAUUUGGGAUACACCAGGGGGAACAUAUACCAAUGGAAAUGUGUAUGCAUGUUGCAUAACACUUAUUGGCUGCAUGUAGGCUUCAAUAAUUUGAGGGAUGGACAAAAUUGGCCUUGGUAUAAUAUUAAACAUGUAUUCCCAGAUCCCCAGCUUAGGAAUAAUUCUCAUGAACUAUGUUGA